UUAUCAAAAAUUAAAAUUCAAACAAUUCGACACGCGAGGCCGCACAAUCAAACUAUAAAAGCUAAAACUGCGCUAACUGAAACAUUAAACGUUAUUCGACGCUUCAGCCAACAACAUGCGUUUCCAUCUGAGCUACUUCAUCAGCUUGCUGCUGCUGCUGCUUUGCAGCAAUGCUGGCCAUGUGUUUGCCAAGCCACAGGGACCGCCCUGCCCAGGUGGGCGUCCUGGUGGACCGCCACCAAGUGGACCGCCGCCAUCGGGUGCACCACCAAUGCCGCCACAAUCGACGACUACUCCAGCUAGCUGCUAAAGCUUCAAUACCAAGCUGUAAUUUUUUUUUCUGUUACUCCAAUUUAUCAAAAAGCUGAAUAUACUAUAUAAAUAAUUUG
Messenger RNA from Drosophila busckii, 389 nucleotides. Its product is annotated as proline-rich protein HaeIII subfamily 1. The record is from RefSeq and is a predicted model, not a curated record. The coding region runs from base 116 to 310 and encodes 64 amino acids. NCBI's taxonomy places the organism in Eukaryota, Metazoa, Arthropoda, Insecta, Diptera, Drosophilidae. The transcript has 2 exons.